CCGGAACCGCCUGCCAGGCCCGGCCUGAGGACGAGACACCCAGCCCCAGCCCCGGCCCACGCCGCCCUCGGCCUUGAGGAGGAGAAUGUCCCAGAAAUCUUGGAUAGAAAAUACUUUCACCAAACGGGAAUGUGUGUAUAUUAUACCAAGUUCAAAGGACCCUCACAGAUGCCUUCCAGGAUGUCAAAUUUGUCAGCAACUUGUCAGGUGCUGCUGUGGCCGCUUGGUCCGGCAACAUGCUUGCUUCACUGCAAGCCUUGCCAUGAAAUAUUCAGAUGUGAAACUGGGUGAAAAUUUUAAUCAGGAAAUAGAAGAGUGGUCAGUAGAAAAACACACCGAACAGAGUCCAACAGAUGCUUAUGGUAUCAUUAACUUUCAAGGGGGUUCUCAUUCCUACCGAGCCAAGUAUGUACGAUUGUCUUAUGACACCAAACCUGAAGCCAUCCUACAACUUAUGCUUAAAGAAUGGCAGAUGGAAUUGCCAAAACUUGUUAUUUCUGUUCAUGGAGGGAUGCAGAAAUUUGAGCUUCAUCCACGCAUCAAGCAACUGCUUGGUAAAGGACUUAUUAAAGCUGCCGUGACAACAGGAGCCUGGAUUAUAACUGGAGGAGUGAAUACAGGGGUUGCAAAACAUGUGGGUGAUGCUCUUAAGGAACAUGCCUCUCGAUCAUCUCGAAAGAUUUGCACUAUUGGAAUUGCACCGUGGGGAGUGAUUGAAAACAGAAACGAUCUCGUUGGGAGAGAUGUGGUCGCCCCAUAUCAAACCCUUUUAAAUCCUUUAAGUAAACUAAAUGUCCUCAAUAAUCUUCAUUCACAUUUCAUCCUGGUGGAUGAUGGAACCGUUGGCAAAUAUGGAGCUGAAGUAAAGCUGCGGCGAGAACUGGAAAAAACAAUCAACCUGCAAAGGAUUCAUGCAAGAAUUGGCCAGGGUGUCCCCGUGGUGGCACUCAUAUUUGAAGGAGGCCCCAAUGUUGUCCUUACUGUUUUGGAAUACCUUCAGGAAAGUCCUCCUGUGCCAGUUGUGAUUUGUGAAGGAACUGGCAGAGCGGCAGACAUCUUGGCUUAUGUAUAUAAGCAAACAGAAGAGGGAGGAAUUAUUCCUGAUGGAGUCGAACCCGAAAUCAUUUCAACCAUCAAAAAGACAUUUAAUUUUGGCCAGAGUGAAGCAGUCCAUUUGUUCCAGACAUUGCUGGAGUGCAUGAAAAAAAGAGAGCUUAUCACUGUAUUCCAUAUUGGUUCUGAUGAGCAUCAGGAUAUUGAUGUUGCCAUCCUUACAGCGCUACUAAAAGGAACAAAUGCUUCUGCAUUUGACCAGCUUGUCCUUACUCUUGCAUGGGAUAGAGUUGACAUUGCCAAAAAUCAUGUUUUUGUUUAUGGACAACAGUGGCUGGUUGGCUCUUUGGAGCAGGCAAUGUUAGAUGCCCUUGUGAUGGACAGAGUUGCCUUUGUGAAACUUCUUAUUGAAAAUGGAGUGAGCAUGCACAAAUUUCUCACAAUCCCAAGGCUUGAAGAACUUUAUAACACUAAACAAGGCCCAACAAAUCCAGCGUUAUUCCACCUCGUCCGAGAUGUGAAACAGGGAAACCUCCCUCCUGGAUAUAAACUUACUUUGAUUGAUGUGGGACUUGUUGUCGAGUAUUUGAUGGGAGGAACCUAUAGAUGUACUUACACACGAAAACGCUUCAGAGUGAUUUACAACAGCCUCAGUAGCAGCAAUCGGCGUUCUGGGCGAAAUGCUUCAGGAAGCACCCCUCAGUUGCGUAAAAACCACGAACCUUUUGGGAACAGGGUGGAUAAGAAAGAGAAAAUGCGGCAUAAUCACUUCAUCAAAACUGCACAGCCUUACAAACCAAAGGCCGAUACUACUACAGAUGAAGGAAAAAAGAAGAAAACCAAAGAUGACAUUGUAGACAUUGAUGAUCCAGAAACAAGACGCUUUCCUUACCCUCUUAAUGAGUUGUUACUCUGGGCAGUACUGAUGAAGAGGCAGAAAAUGGCCCUCUUCUUCUGGCAGCAUGGCGAAGAGUCCAUGGCAAAAGCCUUAGUAGCCUGCAAGCUCUAUCGCUCGAUGGCCUACGAAUCCAAGCAAAGUGACCUUGUCGAUGAUACCUCAGAGGAAAUCAAACAGUAUUCUAAUGAAUUUGGACAGCUGGCAGUUGAGCUACUAGAGCAGUCAUUUCGCCAAGAUGAAACGAUGGCUAUGAAGUUGCUAACAUACGAACUGAAAAACUGGAGUAACGCCACCUGCCUUAAACUUGCAGUGUCUUCACGUCUUCGCCCUUUUGUAGCUCAUACCUGUACACAAAUGUUGUUGUCUGAUAUGUGGAUGGGAAGACUGAACAUGAGGAAGAAUUCAUGGUACAAGGUGAUACUGAGCAUCUUGCUCCCUCCUACCAUCCUAAUGCUGGAAUACAAAACCAAGGCAGAAAUGUCCCAUAUUCCUCAGUCUCAGGAUGCACAUCAGAUGACAAUGGAAGACAGUGAAAAUAACUUCCAAAACAUAGCAGAAGAGAUACCAAUGGAUGUGUUUAAAGAAGUACGGAUCAUGGACAGCAUGGAAGAGAAGCAUGACAUGGAGACAGUGAUAAAACCCAAGAGGCUGCCCAUAACACGGAAAUUUUAUGCCUUCUAUCAUGCACCAAUAGUAAAGUUCUGGUUUAACACGUUGGCAUACUUAGGAUUCCUGAUGCUUUACACUUUUGUGGUUCUUGUGAAAAUGGGAGAGCUGCCUUCAGUUCAAGAAUGGAUUGUCAUUUCAUACAUUUUCACGUUGGCUGUUGAGAAAAUUCGUGAGAUCUUUAUGUCGGAGGCUGGGAAGAUUAGUCAGAAGAUUAAAGUGUGGUUCAGUGAUUAUUUCAAUGUCAGUGAUACAAUAGCCAUUAUCACCUUCUUCAUUGGUUUUGUACUAAGAUUUGGAGCAAAAGGGGACUUUGAUGAAAAAACAUAUCAAGUCAACUAUGUGUUUGUUGCUGGAAGAUUAAUCUACUGUCUGAAUAUAAUAUUUUGGUAUGUUCGAUUACUGGAUUUUCUGGCUGUAAACCAACAUGCUGGACCUUACGUCAUGAUGAUUGGGAAAAUGGUGGCCAACAUGUUCUACAUUGUAGUUAUUAUGGCACUUGUUUUGCUCAGCUUUGGAGUCCCUAGGAAGGCAAUACUUUAUCCUAACGAAGAGCCAUCCUGGAUUCUAGCAAAAGAUAUCGUGUUUCAGCCAUACUGGAUGAUCUUUGGUGAAGUGUAUGCCUACGAAAUUGAUGUAUGUGCGAAAAAUUCUGAAGUUAAAGACCUCUGUGUGACAGGAGCGUGGCUGACACCAUUUCUUCAGGCUGUCUACCUUUUUGUACAGUAUAUUAUCAUGGUCAAUCUUCUCAUCGCCUUUUUCAACAACGUAUACUUACAAGUGAAAUCUAUUUCCAACAUUGUAUGGAAAUACCAGCGUUAUCAUUUUGUCAUGGCUUAUCAUGAGAAACCUAUCCUCCCUCCUCCUCUCAUUAUCCUGAGCCAUAUGGCAUCUUUGUUCUGUUGUAUAUGCAAGCAAAGAAAGAAGGACAAAACUUCAGACGGGCCAAAAUUGUUUCUAACCGAAGAAGAUCAAAAGAAACUUCAUGAUUUUGAGGAGUUAUGUGUUGAGAUGUAUUUCAAUGAAAAAGAUGACAAAUUCCAUUGUGGGAGCGAAGAGAGAAUUAGACUAACUUCUGAACGUGUUGAGCACAUGUGCAUCCAAAUCAAGGAGGUUGGAGACAGAGUCAACUAUAUCAAACGUUCUUUGCAAUCUCUGGAUACCCAAAUAGGCCACUUACAGGACCUAUCAGCCCUGACUGUGGAUACCUUAAAGACAUUAACCGCACAGAAGGCUUCGGAAGCUAGCAAAGUCCACAAUGAAAUUACACGGGAGUUGAGCAUUUCGAAGCAUUUAACGCAGAACUUUAUUGACGACGGUCCCUUACGUUCUUCCGUGUGGAGGAAGCACAGUAUUGGCAACGUGUUUGGAUCUUCUUUCCCCCAAGGAGGGCUUGAGAGUAAUAAUGCUGUGCUGUGCAAUAUUUCUAUGCAAAACGAAAGAGAUUCUGGAUAUAAGAUUAUGGGUCUCCCCAAGGGAGAUGAAUUCACCUUUCCAGGGGCAGGUUCCUCAGGUAGUGCCUUAGUUCCAAGAGCUCUUUCUCCCCCAGAACUUCGUCAAAGAAUACAGGGUACAGACAUACCAAAAUGCAGUAGUAAAACGAAAAAGACAGGCAAUUCUUUAAACAGUAUGCCACAUUUCACAUCAACAACAACUAAAUUUUUCGUGAGCACUCCUUCUCAGCCAAGUUGUCAAAAUCAGUUAGAGCCUGUCACAGGGAUUAAAGAAGUUAUAGCCCCAAAGACUGCUGGUGAUGGGGAGAGUGCGGUUGAAUUUGGUGCAUUUGUGGGUAAGUAUAACGAGCGAAACCGUGUCCUUCCAAAAGUUGAUAUUCGUUGCCAUAAUUUCCCUGCCUCUGGUUCUGUUUCUUGUGCCGCCUCCGCCUCUCAACCUUGUGUUGAAAUUGGAGGAUGUGUUAAUCGUGGAUUUGUUUGUGAUGAAAGUGAUGCUCAUAGUGAAAGCUUCUCGGACAAAUGGAACCACCAUUCCUCUUCCAAGUUGGUGAAGGAUGAUGCCAAACAUACAUUGCAGUUAUCACCCACUAGUGAGGUCAGAGCUGACCCAAGUAGUGGUUUGAAAAGGACGCUGGACGUUGAAGGAUUUCCUAGAAGAGUUCCAGAAACAUCAAGAAAAACCUGUAGUGGUUCCUGCAUCAUUGCACAUCUUCAGAAAUUGCAAGGUCACAGAGACAGUAUGGAGUUGCAACGACAUAAAGAGCCUGUGGUGAAAAAUAAAGAAAGAAGUGAUAGUAUUAAGGAGCAACAAGAAGACUUCAGAAAAGCAAUUUUGGAAAGCAUGGAAGCAACUAAGAAUCAGGGCAACAGUAAUAAAGAAGGCAGCCUGAGGCCUGUUAGUUCGUGUGGCAGCUUUCCUGAUGAUCGUGGAAAUUCAUUAGCAGCCCUUUCAGAGCAAAUGCACAAUAAGAGCAGAAGAACUUCAACUGAAGAAUCUCAGCAGGUAGAUUCCAAGGCAGCCUUACUCAAAGAUUGGUUACCAUCAUACAGCAAUCAAAUGUCUUCUGAGGAAGAUGCCUUGAAUGGUAUUGCUUCUCCUUUUAAGCCCAUCAUGGACACCACCUACUACUAUUCAGCUGUAGAAAGAAAUAAUUUGAUGAGGUUGUCCCAGAGCAUACCAUUCACCCCUGUGCCUCCAAGAGGGGAACCAGUCACUGUGUAUCGUCUCGAAGAGAGCUCUCCUAACAUCUUGAACAACAGCAUGUCUUCCUGGUCUCAGCUAGGCCUCUGUGCCAAAAUCGAGUUCUUGAGUAAGGAGGAGAUGGGAGGGGGCUUGCGGCGGGCCCUCAAGGUGGCCUGCACCUGGUCCGAAUACGACAUCCUGAAAUCAGGCCACCUCUAUAUCAUCAAGUCCUUCCUCCCUGAAGUGGUCAACACGUGGUCAAGUAUUUACAAAGAUGACACAGUAUUACACCUCUGCUUAAGAGAAAUUCAGCAGCAGAGGGCUGCCCAGAAGCUCACGUUUGCCUUCAAUCAGAUGAAACCCAAAUCUAUUCCCUACUCGCCACGGUUCUUAGAAGUCUUCCUCUUAUAUUGCCACUCGGCUGGACAAUGGUUUGCGGUGGAAGAGUGCAUGACGGGAGAGUUCAGAAAAUACAAUAACAACAACGGAGAUGAAAUCAUUCCGACCAACAUGUUAGAGGAGGUCAUGUUGGCCUUCAGCCACUGGACCUAUGAAUACACGCGAGGAGAACUCCUGGUCCUUGAUUUACAAGGUGUCGGAGAAAAUCUGACGGAUCCCUCUGUGAUAAAAGCUGAAGAAAAAAGGUCAAGUGAUAUGGUAUUUGGUCCAGCAAAUCUAGGAGAGGAUGCCAUCAAGAACUUCAGAGCGAAGCACCACUGCAAUUCGUGCUGCAGGAAACUGAAGCUCCCAGAUUUGAAGAGGAAUGACUACACCCCCGAUAAAAUCCUGCUGCCUCAAGACGACUCUCCAGAACUGACCAUUCAGCCUGGGAGCUGCACCAAAGAAUUGGACUCUGCCGGUUCCAGUCAUUUGAUGCUGUGACGAUACACACCGCUCUCGGGCUUUAACCUAACGUUUGCCGAAGCCACAGGGUUCCCUCCAUUUUCUCGCUCCUGCAAAAUGGCAGAAAUGUUUCAUCAAAGCAAAACAAAAUGGAGACAGGACUAAGGACCGCCGGGUUGAGAUGGCUCCGGUGCCGUCAAGUGACCCGUAGCGGCAUGAGGGAAUCGCCUGGGAAGGAGUGGCUGACAGUGAGUGAUUCCUCCCCCUUUUAAAGAUUGAAUGGAAUUAAGUAUUUAUGAAAUCGCUUUUUAAAAAAGAAGCAUUUUAGCCGAAGGAAUACCUUUUACCUUUUAUCUUGGUCCACGGAGGGGGGUUUUCCCCCCUUCCUUCACCUGUAGUGCAAUAUGCCCUAACCGAAUGAUGUGUUUCUUUUUGGUCCUUGAUGGUUUUAAAGGCAGAUUAUGUCGGGCUUUUUGGCAGCUGGUUUCUGUCAUCUGGCUAGAGAAAUGGGAACGAGGCCCCCUCCCAGUCCCAGAGAUAUACCGAAGGAUUCUCUCCUCAGGGUGUUGCAGAUAAUGUGCUUUCGGCUCAGCGCCGUGUAUGUUUUUUUAUGUGGCUCCGUGGAACUCUCCUGCCCCGUGGUGCCAGUCGGGAGCAGGAAACGCUUUGGUCCCGAUCAAGAAGGAGCAGCGGCUUGUCUCCUGCAUCAGGAUUCACCCUCCGACGCGUGGAACCCGUUUCCGCGGGAUGGAUGUGCAUCACAAACCCCCCUCCCUUUCAAAAGAAAACACCACACAUUUCAGCUUUAUUAAGUCACGUCAACAAGAGUAGUCAAACCACACAGGUUGGGAGACAGAGGGCGGGUCUCUUCAGGGCGAAAUAGCACAGAAGACGUUGCCUUGCGAAACAAAACCGGGGUUUGGAAAGUGCCGUUUCUCUUUUUUGCAAAGUGGCUGCUUCGGAAGGGUCGCCUUCCAAAGAUCUCCUAAAAAAAACCCAGUAUAUGAAUGGCGAAUGUAUGUGUGAACAUUUUAGGUCCCUUUCGGGUGUUAUUAUACCCCAGCCGUCGUGUGUGGUUGGGUAAGAAGCAUCCGGUUACAUGGGAUGAGCCUUUGCCCAGGUUCCUUGCCAGGCCAGCGUGGUUUCCAUUGGGAUAAUGCUGGCUUAUUUGGGGCCGCUCCCUUGUAACACCCUUCUCACUACUGUUAGGAACCGUAACAUCCGAAGGGGACCCUUAAGUUGUAUUUACUAUUGUGCGAAAACACCUUUAAUGUUAUAUGUGGAACUUAUUUAAGAGAAUAUAAAAUAAGAGUUGGAUUUACAUUAUGUACCGUACGGGAGAUUGCAAUGCAACUUGAUGCCAAUAACAUGUAAGUUACCUGUCCCAAAUAUGUUGGAAUACUCAACGAGAUGAACCUGUCGUCCAACCGAAGUUUCAUGCUGCAACUUUUUUUUUUUGUUUGUUACAUAGGUACGAAUUGUCAUUUUUAAAUGGAAAGGCAUCGUAAAUGCCCGGUAAUUCUUUUUUUAAAAAAUCCGUAGUGUAUCUUAUAGAUACAGACAUUAAGGCACGAACACAGUAGCUGUUUCAAUGGUGGUUUAUUGUCGCUGGCGGGGGGGAGGAGGGGGGGAUGAAAAGUAUAGUGUAUUUAAGAUAUUAAAGUGUAUACAUUUUGUAUAUCAAGUCUUUAAACAAUCCCAAAUAAAUUUAUUCUUGUUUAGA
Anolis sagrei ordinatus is the source of this 7820-nucleotide messenger RNA. The record is from RefSeq and is a predicted model, not a curated record. Lineage: Eukaryota; Metazoa; Chordata; Lepidosauria; Squamata; Anolidae.